AUGCGUGCCCAGGCUCCGGCCUGCAGGCCGCUCCAGCCUUGGUCCCUCCGCCCCGGCACUUUUGCUCACUCUCUUCUUAUUUACUCUUCCUCUUCCUUCUACCCAUCUUCUUACCCCAGUCAUUCCCUUACACCUACUUUGUUCGCUCCUUUGAAGAAGUUCGUAAUUCUUUCCGCCGUGGCCUCUGCCUUGGUAGGCUCCGUGGCCGCAUCCUCUUGCACGUACGCCGACGGCUACACUUACUGUGAUGAAACCGACAAGUUCGUCUACAAAAACGUGGGUUUUUCUGGCUCGUACACCAACGUGGUCAGCAUGAACGAAGACAGCACUGCCGUGUCGUACGAGACGUCUGCCUUUUCCGGCUCCUUGUCGCCCUUUGACGAGGAGUUGUCUGUGCACGUGAGAGGGCCUAUCACCUUCAAGGAGUUUGGUGUGUACUACCCCUCCAGCGGCUCUUCUAACAAAAAGAGGGACGACGACGAGGACUGCUCCACCACCAAGCACCUUCACCACCAGCACGUGAAGAGGGCCACGAAGAUCGUGACCCAGACCAUGUAUGUGAAUGAGGGCGGCGAGCCCAUCACUAAGACCGUGGCUCUUGCUGACGACUCCGAGUCUGCUGAAACCACUUCUGCGGACACAAAGACCGCCGCCACGUCCGCCUCCACGUCCUCCAGCACCCUGUCUACCACGUCCUCCGCUAGCGCUGGAGACUGGGUCAGAAGCUCCCACUGGACGCCUGGCAGCACGUCGAACCUCACUGUUUUGAACAACUACGGAGGCGGAGGCUCCGGCGUGUGGUCGUCCACCUGGGGCAACUCUCUUUCGUACGCCAACUCCGACAACCUGGGCGCCGCAUCUGAGGCCACUGCUUUGAAGGAGGUGACGCUCCUGUCCAUCAGCGAGUUUUCGCUUUGGUCGGGACUUGAGUGUGACGACAGCUCUGAAGAAUACAGCUGUGGGUACUACAGACCGGACUCCGUGGCCUACCAUGCGUUUGCGGGAGCCGAGAAGAUCAUGGUGUUUUCUUUCACCAUGCCUUCGGACACCGACUCCAGCUCCUCGACCGGCUACGACAUGCCUGCCAUCUGGUUGUUGAACGCCAAGAUCCCCAGAAUCGGCCAGUACCUCGACAUUUCGUGCUGGACCUCCGGCUGUGGUGAGUUGGACUUGUUCGAGGUGCUUGUGAACGACUACGACAAGAUGGUCACUGCCUUGCACGACAAGCAGGGCACCAAUGGCGGUGGCUCCAGCGACUACAUCUCCAGACCCUACGACAGCGUCAUGAAGGCGGUUGUCAUUUUCUACGAGGGCGAGAUCCACAUCCAGACCGUGGACUCGGACUUUGAAUUCGAGAGCACCUUGAGCUCUGAGCAGGUCAGCGCCUGGACCUCUCUGGACGGAAGCGACAUUACUCUCUCUUCCGAACGCGGUUUCGGUGGCUCCGAUGUGCUUUCUUGGGUGCCAAGGCUGUGUUGUCAUGGCCGUCUGCGGGUCAAGUCUCGCUCCCGUUUCCUGCGGCGGACUGAUCGCAAGUGCGCUCACAUGCCCCGAGUUUCACGUUCACCUUGUGUUCGGCUGCAUGCCUGGGCCGACCGGGCAACCUUGUUCGAGUGCGGUCUUCCUGAUUCUGCAUUGCUCGCUGUGGCUUUUGCCACCGAUUCGUGCAGCACACGAGUAUUGGCUUCGCUCGGUUGGCGGGGCGCGCCGCCGGCCUGGCCUCAUGAUCGCACCGUCAUCCUCAGUCAACGCCGCGGUAUCGACAUAGGCUCCGACUCCGUGCGCGUGUCCAUGCACAAUGCCGAGGCAAACCAGACCCGUGAUCUCGAGAGGCCGCUCGCCCGCCAAAGCGACGGCCCCAGGCACACCAUGAGUGGGCCGGCCCUCUGGGCCCAAAUCUUGCUGAUGGUCGCCGAACACGACGAGGCGCUCGCCGCGUCUUUGGAGCCCGGCGACCCAGCGCUGCCGGGCGCCGCCCCCCGAGAACCCGGCCUUUCAGGUGCAAGCUUUCAAGAUGCAAGUGUUCAAGAUACCAGCCCGCAAAAUGCAAGUCUUCGAGAUACUAGCCCGCAAAACUCAAGCCCGCAAAACUCAAGCCCGCAAAACUCAAGCCCGCGAAACUCAAGCCCGCAAAAUUCAAGCCCGCGAAACGCAAAUACACGGGGUCCCGAUGUGCAAGCCACCGGCCCCGAGGGGCCGCGCCGGAUGGGCCGCGCCGGAUCGGACCUUUUGGCGGGGCCUGCGCGCGACGUCCAGGCCGGGGACAGUGCGGCCGCGCCUUCGGGCCCUGGGCCCCGCCCGCCGCAGAUUUUGCAGCCAGCCACACGCACCCCGGGCCGGCCGUGUGUUCGUCCCAGCGCGGUGUGCGUGGCAGCGACAUGCUCGAUGGUGGUGAUGGAGCGCGUGCGGCCCGAAAACGGGCGUGCGUAUUUCCGGCUGGCGCAGCCGGGUGAGGAGGUGAUUGUGUGGAUGGACACGCGGGCGCAGGCCCAGGCGCCGUGGGUCGCGCGCCGCCUCCCGGCCGCGGCCCUAGAGCAGAUUGGCGGCACGGUGACGCCCGAGAUGGGCAUUGCCAAAUUGAAUGGCCCUAAUUCCAGUGGCCCUAAUUCCAGUGGCCCCAAUUCGAGUGGCCCUGAUUCGAGUGGCCCCAAUUCCAGUGGCCCCCGCCCCGCACCCCCGAACGUCCCCCCAGACACCCCGCAAAACGAAAUCUGUGUUUUCGAGUUGUACGACUGGGUCUCCUACGUGUUCAUGGCGGGCGGCUACCGGCGCGACGGGCUGGUGCCGUGUCUCGCGGGCGACGCGCCCGACUUCGCCGCGGGCCUGCGCGCCAUGGACGGCUCCGUCAAGGGCUGGGGCAGCGACAUACUCCUGCGCCUCCAGAUCGCCGCCCGGGUCUGCUGCACCCCCAACACGCUAGACCCGCCGGCCGCGUUCCCCCACGUGGGCUCCCCGCUCGGCUGUUUCGGCAACCUUCUUGUGGCCCACGGCUGCAUCGACUGCUACGCUGGCUGGGCCGGGCACGCGGCCAGCGGGCGCGCGGCGCGGGGCGCGGGGCCAGGCGCGCUUCUCAUGGUGGCCGGCACCUCGACGUGCUUCGUGGCCUCGGGCGACGGCAGCCGCGCGCGGCCCGCGGCCGGGCUCUGGGGCCCUUUUUCGCAGCUCCUCGCCGCGCCCGUGUACUCGUUCGGCCAGCCGGCCACCGGCCUGUUGUUCGCGGAGCUUUUCGCCGAGCACGCCGCGCUCAUUGGCGCCCGCCCGCCGUUUGCGUUUGUGGAGGAGCGCGCCCGCGCGUUGGAGCUCAGCCGCGGCCACUCGUUGGUCGUGUUGGCCCGCCACUUCUUGUACUACGGCGACAGGCACGGCAACCGCAGCCCGUACGGCGACUUCCGCAUGGGCGAGGUCUUGGUGGACGGCCGCAACGCGGCGGGCGCCGACUCGCUCGGCUGCCUGGUGGCGGACAAGUCCGUGGACGUGCUUGUGCUCAAGUACUACUUGGUGGUGGAGUUCUUGGUGUUCCAGACCAGGCAGUUAUACUGCCGGUUGGCGCGCGCGGCCGGCCCGGUGGCCGACGUGUACAUCUCGGGCUCGCAGGCGCAGAACUCGCGGCUCGUGCGGAUGCUCGCCCACGUUGCCUUUGCUGGCUCGCGCGUGCUCGUGCCCCGGGGCGUCGAGAACAAGUACGCGGGCAGCCGUGGCGCGGCGCUCGCCAUGCUCCCGUAUCUCCAGGCAGCGUGCGCGCCGGCCCCGGCUUUGGGCGGCGCCUGGGCCGAGCCUGGUUGGCAAGGCCCUGGCCCGAUGGGCGCGCGCGAGGCCCGCAUCUUGCAGGCCAAAUUCCGCACGUAUGAGCAGAUGGCCCGGUGGCAAAAGCUGUUCCACGACACGAUGGGCGCGAUCUGA
This is a messenger RNA of Metschnikowia bicuspidata var. bicuspidata NRRL YB-4993, 3900 nucleotides long. RefSeq lists its product as uncharacterized. The transcript is spliced from 5 exons. Gene Ontology annotation, molecular function: kinase activity. The coding region runs from base 1 to 3900 and encodes 1299 amino acids. The record is from RefSeq and is a predicted model, not a curated record. NCBI's taxonomy places the organism in Eukaryota, Fungi, Ascomycota, Pichiomycetes, Serinales, Metschnikowiaceae. Gene Ontology annotation, biological process: carbohydrate metabolic process. Gene Ontology annotation, cellular component: fungal-type cell wall.